Onychostoma macrolepis is the source of this 11831-nucleotide messenger RNA. It is a transcript of the gene nr2f2, whose product is annotated as nuclear receptor subfamily 2, group F, member 2. Gene Ontology annotation, molecular function: zinc ion binding; RNA polymerase II cis-regulatory region sequence-specific DNA binding; nuclear receptor activity. NCBI's taxonomy places the organism in Eukaryota, Metazoa, Chordata, Actinopteri, Cypriniformes, Cyprinidae. The transcript has 3 exons. Gene Ontology annotation, biological process: anatomical structure development; negative regulation of transcription by RNA polymerase II; cell differentiation. Bases 780 to 2060 code for a protein of 426 amino acids. The record is from RefSeq and is a predicted model, not a curated record.
AGCUCAGUGAGCUGAUCAGAGAGAAAGCAUUCUGCCAGCCCAGCGCCUACAAAUCGCAGUCACUUCCUAACCUCCCCCUUUUUAACAUAUUUGAUCACUUUGAUUCUCUGUUCUCUCUCUUAUUAUUUUUACGCGCAUGAAGGAGGUUCUGUAGGUUGUGAUCUUUUUGUUUUAUUAUCAGUCCUGCUUGCCGGAGAGUUGACUUCAUAUUUGACUCGAGCACAGGCUGCAACUGCGCGCGGCUGCUAGCGCUACCUCAUCUGAAGAAAAGGAAGAAGCGGCAAUAUUUUUUUGCCAGUUGUUGGUUUUCUUCGAGACUUUACGCUGGAACUUCUCGCGUGUCGCAAGUAUCUUUGAAAGCUGCGUGUUUCUGCGCGUCCGAACAUCGCUACACACGCGAAGUUCUCUGUCCUGCUCUGUUCGUAUCUUCUUCCGCCGUGUUUAUUUCCCAUUUUUUCCUUGAUGGGUUUACUGGAUGGAUGACUGCAAGUGCCCCUGGACUUGGCCUCUAAGAGCAAGGCUGCUAUUCGGCUUGUCUUUGCUUCAGUUUUAACCACAUGCCAGGUAACGCUAUUUCAGUCAAGAAAUAGACUACUAUUUGUCGUCGGUGCGCAACUUUGAACGGACAUUCAGACUCUAACCGACCGUGCCGAUCCUGAAUUAUUUAUUUUACCUUCCUAAGUGAUAAAGGCACCGUGCUGCGUUAUUAUUUUUUGAAACAAGGCAUUCCGAAACCAAAAACGGGGAACAAAAAGUUUUUUUAACGUUGACUGAUAGAUAUGGCAAUGGUAGUGUGGAGAGGCUCCCAGGACGAUGUGGCCGAGACCCAGGGCACCCUCUCAUCGCAAGCCCAAGGAGGACUAUCCCUUCCAACCCCUCAACCAGGCCAACUGGGUCUAACGGCCUCUCAGGUUGCCCCUCCGACCCCUCAGACACCCGUUCAAGGACCCCCGAACAACAACACACAGUCCACCCCGACGAACCAGACGACGCAGAGUCAGUCGGAAAAGCAGCAACCACAGCACAUAGAGUGCGUGGUUUGCGGGGACAAAUCCAGCGGCAAACACUAUGGCCAGUUCACUUGCGAGGGGUGUAAAAGCUUUUUCAAAAGGAGCGUACGAAGGAACCUCACUUACACAUGCCGUGCCAACAGGAAUUGUCCCAUUGACCAGCACCAUCGCAAUCAGUGUCAGUACUGCCGCCUCAAAAAAUGCCUCAAAGUUGGCAUGAGACGGGAAGUUUCUCUUUUUACUGCAGCCGUGCAACGGGGACGGAUGCCACCCACACAGCCACACCAUGGUCAGUUCGCCUUGACAAAUGGGGACCCACUGCACUGCCAUUCCUACUUAUCCGGAUAUAUCUCUCUACUACUACGAGCGGAGCCCUACCCAACUUCUCGGUAUGGCAGUCAAUGCAUGCAGCCCAACAACAUCAUGGGCAUCGAGAACAUUUGUGAACUGGCAGCCAGGAUGCUGUUUAGUGCGGUAGAGUGGGCCAGGAAUAUUCCCUUCUUCCCAGACCUCCAAAUUACCGACCAGGUUGCCCUUUUGAGGUUGACCUGGAGUGAGUUGUUUGUGCUCAACGCUGCUCAAUGCUCCAUGCCGCUCCAUGUGGCUCCACUUCUGGCGGCGGCUGGGCUCCAUGCCUCCCCCAUGUCUGCGGACAGAGUGGUCGCCUUUAUGGACCACAUUAGGAUCUUCCAAGAACAAGUAGAAAAGCUCAAAGCAUUGCACGUUGACUCUGCUGAAUACAGCUGUUUAAAGGCCAUCGUUUUGUUCACUUCAGAUGCUUGUGGCCUGUCAGAUGUGGCCCAUGUGGAAAGUUUGCAAGAGAAGUCCCAGUGCGCUCUGGAGGAGUACGUUCGGAGCCAGUAUCCCAACCAGCCAACUCGAUUUGGGAAGUUAUUACUGCGCUUGCCCUCUCUCCGUACAGUCUCGUCUUCGGUCAUAGAGCAAUUAUUUUUCGUCCGAUUGGUAGGUAAAACCCCAAUUGAAACCCUCAUCAGGGAUAUGUUGCUGUCGGGGAGCAGUUUUAACUGGCCUUACAUGUCGAUUCAGUAGGCAGAAGGAAUGAUCAAAGGGGCUGUGACUACAAUAGUUAGCGCUUCUUUUGUAGAAGGAAACGGCUGUUACACGAGUUUACUUUCACGAAGAAAGACUUUCAUACAAUGACUGUGAAUUUUAAAAUUGAGACAUUCAGUGAAGCCUCGAAAUCCAGAGAUUGCUCCCAGUGUCAUUCUGAACAGUUUGUUCUAAUGUUUUUGUUUGUUUGUUGUUUUUUGUAAUAAAUGCAAAAAUGAAGAAAUAAAUAAAUAACCCACUAAAAUUAAUACAAAAGGAAAAAAGGAGUAAAAUAAUUCAAGGAUUUUCAUAAUCGUUUCUGGGACAGCAAAACUAUUAUAAAGUGCAUUUAAGCGACAAUUUGGAAAGAUUAAGAAGAGAAGAAAAAAGUUCUUUUUUUCCAAAUUGCUUUGUUGUCCUGUGUCCAUGUAUCUAUAGCUGUUUUUGUAAUUUUUGUUCCUCCUUUCUGGUUCCAAACCGGCCUAUGUGAUUCUGUAGUAUAUGCAGUUGUUGUUUUUUUUAUUUUAUUUUAUUUUUAUUUUUUUUAUUAUUUUUUUUUAUUAACCAUGACUUCUUCUAGAACAGUUCAGUAAUGUAAAGACGUUCUUCGAGAAUUCGAGAAUUAAAACUAAAUCCACAGCAAUAUAGGCUAUGCUUAAUGCUGCAAGCGCACUUACUCCAUUGAUGUCCCUUAAUGAACAAGAGUAGGGAUUAUUUUCAUGAUCAACUCAAACUUACAUAACGUUCCAAUGUCUUACACUAUUAUUCUAACUUGAUAUAGACACCACAAAUCAUUAUCCUCCAAAAUGGAUGCAGGAGCAAUACUCCACUCAGCAAAAACUAUCAGUUAGUUAUAUGCGCCAUAAAAGUAUUUGCAAAAACUCAUCUUAUUUGGUUGAGAGUUACGACCUGCCUCCAUUUUUUUUUAAAUAUUUGGGUUAGGGAAUGGUCGUCAGGUUAUAAUGCAAAUAUUAGAACAACGUGUUUGAUUUUACAGUUAAGGAGACCCCCACUUAAUAUUUUCAGAUGUAUUACCGGAACCCACCUUAAGUUGCGCCCAUGCGAAUUCUCGCUCAAGUGUUUUGCCACAGCAAACUGUAUUUUGAACGUGGGGGAAAUGAUGGGUCAUCAUUCUUUUAAUGAUAAAGCAGCAGUAUUAAUAAGACGUCCCUAUAAAUGUCCCUCAACACUUAAAGCAUUAAAGUGCCUGUACAGCGCAAAUGUGUUAUUAACGGUUACUGAAGUCUAUACACCAUGGGGAACACGCUUAGAAUUUACAAAGUCUUAUAAUUGUUCAUUUCACUUGAGGGAAAAAAAAACACAAGUAGAGGCAGUAUUCUUGUAAAUAUAGGUCAAUUCAUUUCAAAGACUUUUUCUUUAUACAACGUAUAUGUGAUUAAGAAUAAAACUGUGGUUGCCAAUUUUUUCGGUAAUACAAAUGUCUUCAAAUGAGUGACAGACUUAGCUAGUAGCACUGAAAGUUCUGUUUGUAAUGUACAUACAUAUUAAGACAAAUGUUUUUUUUUUUCUUCCUUUCUUUUUCAUGUAUUUAGACUGUGAAUGCAUGGCCACAGGUCGCUAACCUAUUUUACCUUUGAUAUAUAUAUAUAAAUGUAAAUGUUUUUGACUGUAUAGAUAUAAUCUGUGCAUUCAGUACACUAGCCCUUGUAUUUAAAAAGACAAAAAAAAAAUGGAAAAAAUGUUCGACGAUAGGUUGACACUUAACAGGGUGAGCUGGUUUGGAAAGGGGUGGCUAUUUUGACUUGGUGUUCUGCUCCUUUUCGGUCUGUAACAGAUGCCUUGUGUGUGUGUGUGUGAAAGCUUGCAAUUUCGUCCUUGUUUUGAGGCUUUUCUUCAACACACAAGACACCAUGUUGUGAUUGGAUAAAAAGGGAUCAUAUUGUGUAGUUGAUUGAACAGUUAUUUUGGGCUGUUCUCUGCCACAUAUGGACCAGUGAAUGAUACAUGAUUGUAAUUAUGAACAGUUUAAACUGACCCACGUUUUUAUAUAAAUAUAUAAAAUAUAUUACUGCAGGGUAUUGAUAACGUAUAGAUACUUUUUUAUUAUUAUUGAUUAUUAUUAAUUGCAAGUGAUAUACGUGAGUGUGUGUGGAAGUUUAUAGUUGAAAACAAUUCUUGUUUGUUUGUGUUAGCUUAUUGUAAACAAGCAUUCUGCUGUAAAUUUGUUCUUGGUAUUAAAUUAUAAUUUAUGAAUUUGAAAUCAAAAGGCUUUCAAUGUUGUGUUAUUCAUUAGCAGACAAAUCUGCCCUUCUAUCGAACAGUGAACUCAUGCUCUGUCUCAAACUGCUGAAGGUUGGGUUUACGUAUGUGUAUGAGAGAGAGAGAUGAGUGAGUGAGUGAGUGUGUGUGAGUGUGUGUGUGUGUGUGAGAGAGAGAGAGAGAGAGAGUCUGUUGGGGGUGCGAGGGUGACGCCGAGGUUUGGCAUGGGAAAUUGUCCAGGUUACGUCUAAAUUUGGCUAUGUAAAUACACGUGCAAAGUGCUGCAGCUUAAAUUGAGAAAGUACUUUUGAUUCGCCCUCUAACAAUUUACUUUUUACACAUUAAUAUCAAUCCGUUUUUGAUAAAACAAUGAAGAAACAUCAAGUAUCAUGUCAUUGCUACUUACCAGGUAUAGAUUGUGUGUAUAUGCGCAGAGGUUCUUGCUCAUUGCCUUGUUGGGUAUCACUUUCCAUUUAAAUACAUAAAAUCUUCUCAGAGCAGGUACUGACACGUCGGAACUGAAGUCGCAUGAAAUGCAACAUUGGACGUUCAAUACAUGUCAAAUGAAAUGCCAUCUUGUUGUAAACGUGACAAAUGACAAAAUGCAGGCCCACUGUUUGUUCUACCUCGAUAGCAGUAUUUUAUAUGUCACAUUUGGGGCUAUCUGUUAGAGGACACCAAGCGUGUGAAGCUAUCCUGUAAACUGCGCCUUCAACUUGGUGUCCUAUUAGUUGAGUCAAUAUGGCGUCUUGCAAUUCAACGCAAGCUACGGCUCCCCGGAGCAAAGCGGUGUCUUGUAAUAGAAACCACAUUGCUAGGAGAAAAGGCCCCCUCAAUCGACACCAAAAGCCCCCAAAAAAAAAAAAAUUGCUUCAGACAGAAACCGUGUUAAAGUUUUUGUCAGGAGUCCAAGAGUCCUAAAAUGCAAAGAUAUGCUUGAUAUUUUCAUUGUCAAUGUAAUUAAAACUUACUUUCCUUUUUUACGUAGGGUUAUGUAGCCCAAUUUAACAAGACCUCUGCUAGCUCGUUAGUUUCUCCCUAAAAUACAGUAAAUUUCCAGAUUUCGUUUUACAAAUUCUACUACUUGGGUAUAGCUUUGAGGAAAAAAUGGUAACAUCCUGACCCCAAAUAUAGCUUUGUUACACUUUAUUGUUAUGAUAUUUGAUCAGGCACACUGAGAUAAAGUAUAGUCUAACUUAUGAUGGCUGAGGGAAAAUGGGACGAACAAUUAUGGUAAUCAGACCACUACCACCAUUGCUAGUUUUUGUUCAACUGCAUAGCCUACUACUACUACUACUACUAAUAAUAAUAAUAAACAGUACAGUGCAUAUUAAAUUAUAUAGAGCUAAAUAACCUUUAUAUUAAAUGAAUGUAUGUAUUUCAUUUAUUUAUUUACUAAAGAUUCAGGGUCCUCCUCGAAACUGAUCGGGAAGGCAAGAGUUAUAGCGUAAUUCUGGUAAGUUUGUUUGUUUCGGGGCUAUCGGUAAAGGCCCGUUUAGGUGAUCGGAAAUGAUUGAUGGAUGUUUGUUAUUGUUUAAAACGUCGUCCAGGAUGUGUGUUUGAUGGGAGCGCUAAUGCAUGUUGCAGAGGAAGGCUUGUAAUUAUGACACAGUGAUGAGACCUAUUAACUACUCGAGAUACUAUUAGUAGUUGCUUAAUGAUUACAUUGGCAUUGCAUGCUUUAAAAAAAAUAAUUCCAGUAUGUAAGUCUUUGCAACAAAUUCCAUCGUACACAACCGUCACAGAUCUUAAGUUGUAUGGUACCAUAUUUUGUCAAAGAUGAUUUGUCAGUUCCUUUGCUUUAUAUGCACGUUUUGCUUUGAUAGGCUUACCAGAGCAGGUUAGUAGUAAUUUGGAUCAUGUCUUCACAGACUUGAUUUUAGUUGACAGAGCGUGUGUUGAGGCUGAACUCUAUAAUUUGCACUUCUGUUCUUUUAUUAGCGUCGGACAACGAACUAAUGAGGUCUCCCUCAGUACAAUGUCACUUUUAUUUAUUUCUUCGUGGAAAAAGUACUGUGGGAUAUGGCUGGCCAGCCGAGCCAACAACAAAUGAUUUCUAACUGCUUCUCCGUUGAUUAACUAUAUAUCUAUAGCAGACAUUUUAAACUCGAGUAAAGCACAUCGAUAUUCUUGCAGGUGCAGGGGCUUUGUUUCAUAAAGGCGUUAUUAUGUGAUGCUGUGGGUUCGGCAAAACUGCCUCAAAAAUCGUUACCUACUGUGUAAAUGUAAGGUGUUGGCGAUCGCGAAGGGUUGAAUAGCUCGGUUACCGCCAUCCAGCAUCGUCUUCACUAAAUUGCUGAUGUUCCUAAAAUAAUUAAAUAUAGGCCCAAUUUUAAAAAGUUAGCACAUAAUUAUCUGGCCUAACUGUGGUACUGUAGGAAAAAAUAAAAUAAAAUACUGUUUGUUUUGGAGGUUUUCAACUUCAUUUUAAUACCAGGUUAAUGAUGACCUGGCCUAACCCUUACUAUGUCUUCAAGCUAAGUGAAUGUGGUUUUGUCGAUCGGUUAUACAUCUGUUAGAGUCCUUAGCAAAAGUCAUCAUAGCUUUGAGAUAGGCUAUCAUAUGCUCGCUUGUGUUGUUCGUAUGAUGAGCUCGACGAAGGAAGAGCCAGCAAUUGGUUUCCAUAGCGACCUCCAAAGAGCAGCGAUAAUAAGCAAAGCAUAGACCCCCACUCCCUUAGAAAAAAAAAAAAAAAAAAGACAAUUUAACGUCUGUGUUGUUCCUUCACGUCACUUGAGUAUCAACAUAUUUCUGUUUCAUUAUAUUUAUUGCCCCUCGUAAGAUUUGCUGAAUAUAGAGGGGACCUGUCCAUAACUCCAGCCCUCAGAUUUAUAUCAGUUUAUAUGAGAAAAACUCUCGUCACGACCUUAGUGUUUUGGCUUUUCAAAUAAUGAGGUACUUUGGAGAACUUUUGUCUGACGUCAUCUAUAUAUUUGCUGCAAAUUGAGUGGAAUGGAGCAAUUAAACAACAAUUUAAUGUGGCCUAGUCUAGCACAUAAGCGAUUUUCUUUCCUUUUUACAAGUGUUUUAAGUAAAUGCUUGUAUCUUCGAUAAUCUUCAUAUUAAUAGUCAUUUUAUAUUUUUACAAAACCGCCAAAUGCAAGAUUGGGUCAGUAGGCUAUGCCUAUUUAAUUUUUUUAUAUAGAUAUAAUUCUAAAAUGGAGCCAUAAAAAACACUCGUAUUGGUUACCCAAAACAUAAUAUGAUUCAUUGCGAUGUAUGUGCAUUUUCGCCUGUCCGUCUGUCUUUGUUAUUUUGAAUAAAGUGCUUUAAAAUAGACUUGCUGCUCUCGGCUCGGUGGGUUCCUCUCUCUAAAUGUUAGAAAAUUGUGCCAUCUACCCGCUAUUCACAGAACUGUCACUUCCAGGACCUCCCGAGACCUUGAGCCAACUUUAACACAAAGGGAGAGACUGAGGGGGUUGGUGAGAUGCUUCGAAGUGUAGUCUGUUCAGUCUGGGCUAAAACAAGCAUUAAAUCAAUAACAUUAAAUACUUUAAGCUUGAUAUAUUAUUUUAGUAUAACUUGCAACGUACCAAGGUAAGGGGAGGGAUUACAUCACUGCAUGACUAUAUACAAACCAUUGGACAUCCCAUCCCCCCAUUUUAUUUUUUUAAAACCUUUUUCCCAAAACAUUUUGGGUUGCUCCAUUCAUACAAAAUAAGGUGUCAAAUCCUUGAGGGUGAAGAAUGUUCGGCUAUUUUUAUCAUUACUUAGAUCACACAAUAAUCUAUGAACUAACGCAGAAGAUGUUAAAAGUAGCUAUAAAACGGACUAACACGCGAUCUUUGUUAGUGUAAUAAUUGUUAAUUAUGCUGUUUAUAAAAAUAUUUCCGUUUUGUCGCAGUCUUUCUGCAAUGAAACAUCACAAAGUCUAUGGCGAAGUUUUUCUCUUCCACCGAUUUGUUGGGAGCAAAGGAGCAGGUCACAUACUGAUCUUUAGCACAGUUUCAAAUGGACGGGUUAAUUCUUGUUUCAUUCAUUAGCAUUCCCAGUGCACGGGUUCUUCUCAGACAUCUGUCUAUAACUACCACACGUCUUUACAAUGACGUCCAUUCACUGUUUCUUAAGAAAAUCACACAUCCUGAGCGUUCUACAUUUUGGGUUCCUUCUUGCGCUAAACAUUCUGUAGGUUUUUAGAUGGUCCGCGUGAAUCAACCUCUUUUCGUCCCUGUUUAAGCUACUUCAAGUGAAAUAGGCCUACCGCCGAAAGGGGGAACAUAGGUUACCAAUAAAGAAAAAAAGUGACAGUUGCACCAAUGCACAUAGUAAGGGGCACGUUGCUUACAAUUUACUGUUUUUUUGUUUUGUUUGUUUGUUUGUUUUUUUCUCCCACAGCAUAGGCUUAAUAUUUUUAAAUGUUGCAGCGUCUUAUAGUGUCAUUUGCCAAUAGGCUACUCGGCAACUUUACUAACAUCUUGAACCGAAUGACUUUCAUUUUGAGUCCGUAAGAUUGAUCUUUUUUUCUAAAGCGCCCAUAUAUAGCAUCGCUUCAAGUCGAUAACAUCCUGUUUAAUUUCCGACUGAGAAAUGCCUGAAUUUAAAGACUUAAAACAUUAGCGACGCAAAGUCAACAAAAUGUGAUAGGCUACCUGUGUAAAGCGGCCUUCUACCGACUGCACACGCUGUGUGUGUCUGACGCUAGAGUUAAACGCUGGUCUGAGUCAGUGAACUCACUUUACUGCGCGUGAGAGAGGAACCAAUAGGAGGAGAGAGAGAGAGAUCUGAAGCUCAAAAAUAAAGACAGUCAUAGUACCAUCUAAACUAAUAUGCAGAACUUGGAUUUUGACUUGAAAAAGUGGGACUAUUGGAUCCAAAUCUGUUUCUUAUCGUGGUUCGAAAAUAAUUGAUAAUAGGCUAAUCAGUUUCAAAAGGAAAUUACUUUUUAUAGAGAGAAUUUUUGAACGCUAGGACUGCAUUUCGCAUGUUUAUAUUUAGAACCACAUGCAAAUCACAUUUGAUGAUUAAUGCACGUUUUUGUGGAGAGCGUUCGAGGAUCACAGUGGGGUUUUUUUAGGAUGUAGGGUCAGUUUAAAAUAAUGUUAUACCAUUUUUCAUUGUUCAUUUGCUAUAGUUAAAAGUCAACUUAGUGGUAACAUCAAGGGUGUAAAUGUUUCAGAGUGGUCAGAACCAUACUGAGGACAAAUGUGUACUUUUUUUAAAAAUCCUACUUCUUCUAUUGCUGCUACUAUAUUAUUAUUAUUAUUAUUAUUAUUAUUGGUGGUGGUGGUGUUAACUGAUGUCGUCAUGGAGAAUUUAUUAUUAUUAUUUUUUCAUUAUAGAUAGGCCUACUAUUUUUCAGUGUGUUUGUCAUCUUUAUUUUGUAAUAUUUAGAUGUUAAGCGUCUCAGUAUUAUUAAUCCCCUGAGCAUAUAACAAGUGUAAAUUCUUGUAGCCUGUAAUAGGCUAUGUAAAGGUGUUUGCCUCUAUUGAACAGACUCCGGUUUAAGAAACGAAUACAGGAUUCCUCCAGUUUCAGACAGCUAUGAAAGGUGCUCUUAAAAAAAAAAAAAAAAAAAAUCGAGAUGAAAAGCGUUUGUGAUCAAACAAAGAAACAUGGAAUCAUCACAGAAUAAACCGUGCUAGUUCAUUAUAAUAUGAAGUUACCUAUGAUUUAAUGAACGAAUGAUUAAUUAAAUAUUAUUGCUAUUUUUAUUGCUUCUUUUAGGGAAUCAUUAAUUGUGUUAUUUAAACACGUGUAACACAUAAACGGGCUAAGACACCUCUCACAUGCACCUGCUUUAUUAGGUUAGAGCACGGUAACUCAACCGUCCAAAUCUAUUUCUAAGAUAACAGUGUUUCAACGAGACGCAAAUAUCAAAUCCUCUCAACACAGCAGUGUAAAAAGACACCGAGCGACGAAGGCCUUGGAUAUCUUUGUCCUCGACCGCUGACUGCUAUUCUUUCUUCUCCAUCUCUCCGUAAAGAGCCAUGCCUCUCUUUGAGAAGUAGCUACACUUUGAAAAUCAAAUGUACAGAAAAGUUGGUUAUUAUCACAACUUCUUUUCAAACACAACUUAUGCUGCAAACACGUGUUUUGCUAAGAUCUUAAUAUUGACGUUUAUUACUCAGGUUGUGAAAUCUCCUUUGAAUAGCUAUUAGUUAGUGGAUCGGACAAAUGUACAUUCAGAUUUGAACAAUAAAUCAAUCAAUAAAUACAUCAAAAAUAAAAUGAAAUAAACACGUUGGUGUGAAUUACUUAGUUUCUAAAUAUAUAGGAUAGUGCAUGUAGGCUAAUCAUUAAAACAUCAUUUUCAAACAGGAGAAACGGGAGAUUUUCCUCCAUACUAUCUCGAAUUUUGUGCGGCUGCAUCAGUUUGAGAUGUACACCUAAACAUCUGAGCAGUGAGUGCACAGUGAUAGCCUACUUAGAAAGACACAGACCCCGACACCCGCGCCAUCGCUUUCAUGAUAGCGGGCGAUGUCAGUUCUGGAGACACAUGCUCCCUGUUUCUUUUUUCAAGAUCAUUAGCGGCCCCCUCCAGCUACAAUCCUUGCAUGGAUUGAACAAUAAGACACGGGUGCAUUAAAUUCUCAAGCACUGCUGCCAGUCAUGCUGAGAGAGGUAAGCAUGUUGUCGACUUCAGUAUGGAGAUGCUUAAAGAAAGAAAAUACAGCUCAAUAGUGCAGGGAAAAUAAAAUAAAGGGAAAACAUAGAGAUUUAUUUGUACAUAAGAAGAAAAAGCACUAAUAUAGCCUACUAAUAUUUAUUAAUUUAGAGAGCAAAACAGGAAUUUUAAAAAUGUAGGUUUGAACUGGGUUUCAUUUUGCUGUGUGCAUCAAAAACACAAGCAACAGACAUCUCCCGCUUAAUCAGACAUGUUUUUUUUCACUGAGGCUGCUGUUUUACAUUUGAAAGCAAGAUGGCGCUAUUUUGUUCAUCUGUCAAAAGAGAGGUUCCUUUACUACCCGCUGGUUUUGUCACACAUGUCGAAGUUAUCAGACAUUGUCUUUCUCAUUGGUUAAUGUUGAUAUAUUACACAGUUAUUAAAAUGUAUCAAAUAUUAAGAUUUUAUUUUAUUUUUUUCAAGAUUCUAUUUAUCCUUUUUUUUCUGUUUGUCCAUACUUAUUACCUUUGAGUUUGAAAACCAACCGUGUACCACAAAUACAUUUUUUUUUUUUUUAAAUCUGUAAAUUUGUUACAGAUAUUUUGUAAUUUGUUAUCUGUAAUUUAUUAUCAACCCAUUUAUUUAACGUAUUAAAAAUGUAGGCUACUUUAAAAAUGUGAUACUGUAAACAUAGUAAUGGCUUGUACAUACAUCGUCUUACUACCUUCCUUUCCAAUUCAUGUACAUUUAUUUAUUUAUUUAUAUAUUUAUUGCAAAUUCUAUUUAUAUUUUUGUUUUGCUGCUGACUUUGUUAUUUUGUCCAUUCUUCUGCAGUUUCACAUGUGCUUGUACAUUCGGAUAACUUGAUGUUUAAUGUUGCAUUUCUCCUUAACUUUUUUGUUUUUCAAACAUAAGUUUUGUAAGAUAAUUCACAUGAAUUGUGGGAUUUAGGAGAAGGAAUGCAUGCUGUUUAUUAUAGUGAUAUAAUAAAUAGUAUCGUCUGACAA